This is a messenger RNA of Striga asiatica, 1605 nucleotides long. Lineage: Eukaryota; Viridiplantae; Streptophyta; Magnoliopsida; Lamiales; Orobanchaceae. The record is from the annotation of a GenBank genome assembly.
CGCCUAUAUAUACAUUUAUGUUCCAUAUCGUCCAACUGACGGAAAAAAAGGAGAGGGGAAUAUGACUGCAACGCCAGAUAUUUUCCUCCAAGAUUGAAAAAUUCGAAAACAGAAAACGACAAGUUAUACACGAAAAUCCCAAAAAGGGGGAAAAAUUAUCGCCCAAUCCAUGGAUAUCCAAACCACCGCCUCCUCCUCCGCCGCGAGGAGGGCCUUUCUGUUAAUCAACGCCGUCAUCCUCGGCAUCGGCAACUGCGGCGGCCCCCUUAUCAUGCGCCUCUACUUCCUCCACGGCGGCAAGCGGAUCUGGUUCUCCAGCUUUCUCGAGACCGCCGGCUGGCCGGUCAUGCUCGCCCCCCUCGCCGCCUCCUACGCCCGCCGCCGCCGCGAGUCAGCCGCGGCGCCGCUGGUCCUCAUGGGAGCGCGCGUGUUCCUCGCGGCGGCGGCGAUUGGGAUCCUGACCGGCCUCGACGACUACCUGUACGCGUGCGGCGUGGCGCGGCUGCCGGUUUCGACCUCGUCCCUCAUCAUCGCGGCGCAGCUGGCGUUCACGGCGGUGUUCGCGUUCUUCCUCGUUGGGCAGCGGUUCACGGCGUACUCGGUGAACUCGGUGGUGUUGCUGACGACGGGGGCGGCGGUGCUGGGGCUGCACGCGAGCGGCGACCGGCCGGCUGGGGAGACGGCGCGGGAGUACUGGAUCGGGUUCGCGAUGACGAUGGGGGCGGCGCUGCUGUACGGGAUGGUGCUGCCGCUGAUCGAGCUGACGUACAAGAAGGCAAGGCAGGCGGUGACAUUCACGCUCGCGCUCGAGAUCCAGCUCGUCAUGUGCUUUUUCGCCACCGCCUUUUGCACGGUGGGGAUGGUUAUCAACAACGAUUUUCAGGCAAUUGGCAGAGAAGCAAAAGCAUACACACUUGGAGAGCAAAAAUACUACAUAGUGGUUGCUCUAAACGCCCUAAUUUGGCAGUGUUUUUUCGUGGGAGCCAUUGGUGUGAUUUUCUACUCGUCCUCCCUAUUAUCGGGCGUGAUCAUGACUGUGUUGCUCCCCAUAACUGAAGUUUUAGGUGUGUUUUUCUACAAUGAGAAGUUCCAAGCAGAAAAGGGCAUCUCCCUUUUCCUCUCUCUUUGGGGAUUUAUUUCCUAUCUUUAUGGCGACAUGAAAAAUAACAACAAAAACAAAGAUGACGAGCAUAAAAAACCAGUCACGCAAAUACAAGGAGAGACCCAGUUGGCUACUCGGAGAAGUAAUUCUGCUGGUUCCUAAUUUAUCUCUGUUAUAUUUUAUUAGAUUAAUGAUCUGAUUUUUUGUGUUUUUUGGUUAAUUAGUUUUUUCUUUUUCUUUUCUUUUAUAAAAAAAAACCGUUUAUAAAUUCCUAAACGCAGUAAAUAAUGGAGUUCUGGUGGAAUCCAUCGGGAUAAAAAUGAAAUGGGAUUUGAUUUGUUUCGACAUUUCUGAAAGUAGGUCAUAUAUUUUUCAUCACUAUGGAUAAAUCAUAGUGUUUUAAGAAAAUGCAAAAUUUUGAUGUUAAGUUAAGUGUUAUACUCUUGUUUUCAAAGUUUUAAAAAAUGCGACAUUUUGACUAUGAAAGUAUAUAUAUAUUCGUG